GCUUGUCAUAGAACCCGGGAAAUAUUUGAAAUAUUUCAAGAAAAUAAAUUCUAUUUCGUAAAUAUUAAUUAAAAUAUCACAGUGGACUUUAUGUACUAUAAAACUAUAUAAUACAUGUUAUACAUAAAGUAUUAUUAUAAUAAAAUAUCCUGAAGCACUCAUAAAAAAUACUUUUUACAAGAGUAUUUACUAUCAACUUUUAUGCUGUAAAUUCAUGAAUGAUGAAAUGUUUAUCCAAUUACGGUACAAAAAUUGUAAAGUUUGUUUAGUACUAAUGAAAACGUAGUGAAACUUAUAAUUUGCGGCCUUAAUUCUUGUUGUGUUGAAGUGAAUGAAUUUAUUAAUUUUGAGGUUAUUUCAUGCUUAUUUACAUAACUGAUAUUUAUGUUUCUGGUUGGGUUUUUUAAAUAAAUAAGAUGGCAGAACUGAAAACGGCAAAAUCUUUGAAAUCUGUUUAUGUUCCGCCGCUGUUUGCUGGUGCAUUGGCUGGGCUAUCAGUAGAUGUGGCCCUGUACCCUCUCGAUACGUUAAAGACCAGGCUGCAGAGUUCUCAGGGCUUCCAGAAAGCCGGAGGAUUCACAGGAGUCUACAGAGGUCUAUUAACAGUAGCGACAAGUUCUAUGCCCACAACAGCCCUCUUCUUCGGUUCCUAUGAAGCUACCAAGUAUGUGUGCCUGCCUCUCGUGUCUCCACAGUAUGCCCCAUUGGUGCAUAUGUUUGCUGCCAGCAUCGGUGAAGUAUUGGCGUGCCUCAUCAGAGUCCCGACAGAGAUAGCCAAGCAGAGGAAGCAGACGUUCGUCGGCUCUCAGACGAGGAGCAGUAUAUCUAUAUUGAUGAAUGCGUACCGCGCGGAGGGCAUGUUCCGCGGCGUGUACCGCGGGUUCGGGUCCACGGUGCUGCGCGACCUGCCCUUCAGCUUCAUCGAGCUUCCCGUCUGGGAGCUGCUCAAGACCUGGGUCCGGAACCAUCGCGACGGGGAGAUCACCUCCAUACAGAGCGCGUUAUGCGGGUCAGUAGCGGGCGGGUUCGCGGCGGCCGUGACCACGCCGCUCGACCUCGCCAAGACACGCAUCAUGCUGGCUGAGGACUACACCGUGACCCGCAAACUCCGCAUCCGGCCAGUCCUGACCAACAUCUACGUGGAGUCAGGGCUGCGCGGGCUGUUCGCGGGCGUCACGCCGCGCAUGACGGGCUUCAUGCUCGGCGGGUUCGUGUUCUUCGGGGUCUACGACGACUCCAAGAAGUACAUCGAGAGGUAUCUGGAGGGGAGGUAACGGGGGGGGGGGAUCUUACUGCAGGGUAAUAAGGUAGGUUAAUGUGCUAACACGAGCAGUUGUUGUUAUUGUCAGUCAUUUGUGGAUGUAUUGAGGAAUAGGUGCGAGUGUGAACCAAUAUUUUUGACUUGUAGGUUCACAAGGUAGCUUUCACAACAGGUUCACUUGUAUUGUAAAAAUGCUACUUUUUGGCCUUUUUUUAGUCAAAAAAUCACAAGUCUUCAGAAGUAGCAACUGUUCUGAACGAUGUAUUCUAUACUAUGCUAUGAACAAAUUCCUCAGUCUCAAUUUCCAAUCUUUUUAAAUAUAUGUUGACAAUACUUUUCUGACACCGGCAAAA
This is a messenger RNA of Trichoplusia ni (cabbage looper), 1614 nucleotides long. RefSeq names its product S-adenosylmethionine mitochondrial carrier protein homolog. NCBI's taxonomy places the organism in Eukaryota, Metazoa, Arthropoda, Insecta, Lepidoptera, Noctuidae. Bases 417 to 1274 code for a protein of 285 amino acids. The record is from RefSeq and is a predicted model, not a curated record. The transcript has 7 exons. Gene Ontology annotation, cellular component: mitochondrial inner membrane. Gene Ontology annotation, molecular function: S-adenosyl-L-methionine transmembrane transporter activity.